CUUCAACAAACUCCACUCAAACUCAAUGGCAUCACCAACUUCAUUACUACCCAAAACCACUUCUCCAUUUCUCUCAUCCGCCUUUUCACUUCCCUCAACCCAUUUCACCAAACCUUCACUCUUUACCUCACCAGACCAUCUUUCCAAAAGAUCACCACCUCCUCCUCUUCCUAUUCAUAUUACUCAAGCAAAGAAGAAGAACCCUUGGCUUGAUCCUUUUGAUGAUGGAGAGGACCCUGACAUGGAGUAUGGCUCGUUGUUUGCAGAUGGCAAGCAAGAUGAAGAUCCUAGACCACCUGAUAAUCCUGACAACCCUUAUGGCUUCUUGAAGUUCCCAAUGGGAUUCAAUGUUGAAAUUGCUUCUUUGCCUUUGAAAAUCAGAGGUGAUGUUCGAAGAUGUUGCUGUGUUGUCUCUGGUGGUGUCUAUGAAAACUUGCUCUUCUUCCCUGCUAUUCAGUUGCUUAAGGACAGGUAUCCUGGAGUUCAGGUGGAUGUGAUUGCAUCAGCCAGAGGGAAACAGACUUAUGAGAUGAACAAGAAUGUGAGGUGGGCCGAUGUUUUUGAUCCUGAUGAUGAUUGGCCUGAUCCUGCUGAGUACACUGACUUUGUUGGAGUAAUCAAGAGUAGGUACUAUGACAUGAUGUUAUCGACCAAAUUGGCGGGACUUGGCCAUGCGGCAUUCUUGUUUAUGUCGACAGCUCGUGAUAGAGUAAGUUAUAUUUACCCGAAUGUAAAUGCAGCAGGAGCAGGCUUGCUUCUGUCUGAGACUUUUACUGCAGAGAGUAUGAAUCUUUCAGAAGGGGGCUACAACAUGUACCAGCAGAUGGUUGAUUGGCUGGGGAGACCAUUUCGCAGCGUGCCAAGGACGCCAGUACCCCCACUGAGAGUUUCACUUUCGAGGAAACUUAAGGAGGCUGUAGCAGAAAAAUAUAAGAAAGCAGGUGUGGAGAAAGGGAAAUAUGUUGUGAUUCAUGGAAUAGAGUCAGAUUCAAAGGCCUCAAUGCAAUCUAGAGGAGACACUGAUAGUUUGCUCCCACUUCAAAAGUGGGCUGAAAUAGCCGAGGGUAUAAGGGGAGUUACACCGCUUUUUGUAAUUCCACAUGAGAAAGAAAGGGAAAAUGUGGAAGAAGUUGUUGGAGAGGACACAAAUAUUGUGUUCAUCACCACCCCUGGACAGCUAGCUGCUCUCAUCAAUGAUUCAGCUGGUGUGAUAACUACAAAUACAGCAGCUAUUCAACUAGCAACUGCACGUGAAAAGCCAAGCAUUGCACUGUUUAGUUCUGAGCUGAAGGGAAGACUGUUUAUUCCAAAUGCAGAAGACAAGAAAUGCACUAUUGUUCCAUCUAAGACAGGAAAACUGGCAGAUGUUGAAGUUCAGGAUGUGAUAAAUGCAAUGCAAAUUUUUACUGAAUCUCUAGCUCUAGCCUGAACAAAAAAAUUGUUUUUCAUUUCAUUUAAUUUUGUUUUCUUUCUGCUUACUUUCAAAUGUAUAUUGAAAUUGAAAGUAUGAUAGUGAACUAGCACAUAUGCCUUCACCUAUAUAAGUUACUUUACAUGGAAAGGAGUACG
Messenger RNA from Pistacia vera, 1569 nucleotides. Its product is annotated as photosynthetic NDH subunit of subcomplex B 1, chloroplastic. Gene Ontology annotation, cellular component: NAD(P)H dehydrogenase complex (plastoquinone); chloroplast. NCBI's taxonomy places the organism in Eukaryota, Viridiplantae, Streptophyta, Magnoliopsida, Sapindales, Anacardiaceae. Gene Ontology annotation, biological process: photosynthetic electron transport in photosystem I. The transcript is spliced from 7 exons. Bases 26 to 1429 code for a protein of 467 amino acids. The record is from RefSeq and is a predicted model, not a curated record.